UUUAGUCACCGCUGACCGUGGUUUACAAUCUCGGAAACGCGAGAGAGUGGGCGGAUCAUCCGGCAAUGAAUGCGGCUCUUCUUCACAACAAGAGAAGAAUCAGGAAGAAUCCAGCGAGCCUUCACGCGACAGCGACUUUUAGGGAGAACAACUUAAAGCUGUCAGAUAUUUACAAAUCCUUCUCAACAUCGUCUCUGAAAGGAGCUCUAAUAAUCUGUUCCUGAUAUUAAUCUCUGAUCAACUCUUUCUGUUUCGGUUUCAUCUCUUCUUCUGAAGGUCUUCUGAUCAUGGCGGCGUCUGCUGGAAACAGCAGCGUUCUGGAGGAGGAGCUGACGUGUCCCGUGUGUCUGGAUCUUUACCGUGAUCCACACCUGCUGCCCUGCGGUCAUAACUUCUGCCUGCCCUGUCUGCGCAGACUCAAGAGCCGCUCGGACCGCGGCCGUCUGCGAUGUCCCGAGUGUCGACAGAGUCACCGCAGCUCCUCCAACUGGCAGAAGAACUUCAAGCUGGCCAACAUCGCUGACGGUUUCCGGCGUGGUGACCGAUCAGAGCGCUGCACCCCGAGCCGGAGCGACGCGUCUCUCAGAGCCCCCCAGGUUCACUGUGAUUACUGUCCCGAGGACGCCAAGGGUCCAGCGGCGGUUAAAACCUGCCUGAAGUGUGAAGUGUCCAUGUGCUCUCAGCACGUCCAGCCUCAUCUGGAGCUGCCGGCGUUCAGAGAGCAUCCGCUGGUGGAGCCGCUCGGAGACAUGAGGACGAGGAAGUGUUCGGAGCACGACGAGAUGUUUCGCUACUAUUGUCUGGAUGAGCGUCUGUUCCUCUGCAACGCCUGCACCAUCGAGGGAACGCACUCGGGACACGCCAUCAAAACACUGAAGAACGCCAUGAAGGAUUUCAAGGCCUGUCUUGACAUUCAGCUGCACAAGACCAACAGAAAGAUCCUCAAGGCAGAAAAAAAUCGACUGGAACAAAAAGAGAUUGAACGACAAAACAAGGCCUCCCGGGACGACACCAACCAACACCUGGAUGCUUUCAGAGAGACGUCUAUUGCACGCCUGGAUGCUUUUCUGUCCUCGCUGCGUGACUGUAUCAGCUCUCGUGACGCUGAGCAGUGUUCGGGAAUCCAGCAGAACCUGAGUCGAAUAGCACAGGAUCAAAGCCGUCUGCAGGACGUUCACUCGGGCUUCGAGAGGCUUCUACAGGAGAGCGACGCUUUCCACUUCAUCAAGGAAUACAAUUCAUCUAUAAAAAGGCACCGGCGGCUGCUGAGAAAGCCUCUGUUUGUUCCUGAUGAGGCCACAGGGGACACAGAGCCGCUGUUUGAAACACUGGAAGGAAAGACGUGUGAGUUCAUGGCUGAAUUGCGGCAGCACGCCAACACACUCCUCAGCAGCAUCUGUGAAUUAGAGGGAGAUGCUGAGGAGGAGGAUGAAGAUGAUGAUGAAGAGAGUUGUGAUGAUGAAGAUGAGGAGGAGGAGGAGAGUGAGGAGGAGAUGAGGAGUGAGGAAGAAGAGGAGCAGCAGGACCUCACUGACUCUGGAGAUGAAGAGUAUUCACCGGAGGAGGAAGAGGAUGAGGAAGACUAGCAGAAGAUGAUCUGCUCUUGAGUUUGUUGAUCUGAGGGAGAACGUGAUCUCAGACUCUGUGAUGCACUGAAGAGUGUGUGAGAGUCUGCUCUCAGUCUUGUGUGAAACAGAAAGAGAAUAAUAGUAAAUUAAUUAAUGAGAAAUCCAGUCAGGUAUGUUUAAAAGCUCAGGGCACAUGAGUCAAUUUGAGAUGGGCUCCUUCUGCACUUUUUUUUUUUCAAGUUUCAGUAUAUUUAGCUUUUUCUUUCAUCAAGAUGGUGGAGCGUGGAAAUAAUAAUUAAAAUGUAAGAAAUUGUGUUUGAAAAUGUAUAAUAAAAUAUAGUUUCAGAACUUAAAAA
Messenger RNA from Carassius carassius (crucian carp), 1924 nucleotides. RefSeq names its product E3 ubiquitin/ISG15 ligase TRIM25-like. NCBI's taxonomy places the organism in Eukaryota, Metazoa, Chordata, Actinopteri, Cypriniformes, Cyprinidae. Gene Ontology annotation, molecular function: zinc ion binding. The transcript is spliced from 8 exons. The record is from RefSeq and is a predicted model, not a curated record. Bases 288 to 1586 code for a protein of 432 amino acids.